Messenger RNA from Phasianus colchicus (ring-necked pheasant), 2300 nucleotides. It is a transcript of the gene HEY1, whose product is annotated as hes related family bHLH transcription factor with YRPW motif 1. The record is from RefSeq and is a predicted model, not a curated record. Gene Ontology annotation, biological process: regulation of DNA-templated transcription. Gene Ontology annotation, molecular function: DNA binding; protein dimerization activity. NCBI's taxonomy places the organism in Eukaryota, Metazoa, Chordata, Aves, Galliformes, Phasianidae.
CCCGCUCGGCGGCCGCCCGCGCGCCGCCGCCAUGAAGCGGGCGCAUCCCGACUACAGCUCGUCGGACAGCGAGGAGCUGGACGAGGCCGUGGAGGUGGAGAAGGAGAGCGCGGACGAGAACGGGAACCUGAGCUCGACCGCGGGCUCCGCGUCGCCGUCCGCCACCUCGCAGAUCCUGGCCAGGAAACGGCGCCGAGGGAUCAUCGAGAAGCGCCGCCGCGACCGCAUCAACAACAGCCUGUCCGAGCUGCGCCGGCUGGUGCCCAGCGCCUUCGAGAAGCAGGUAGGCAGGCGGCUGCGCGGGGCUCUGCCCGCCGCGCCGGGGCUCUGCCCGCAGCUCCCGCCCCUCUCCCCUCAGGGAUCGGCCAAGCUGGAGAAAGCCGAGAUCCUGCAGAUGACCGUGGAUCACCUGAAGAUGCUGCACACGGCCGGAGGGAAAGGUUAUUUCGAUGCUCAUGCUUUGGCUAUGGACUACCGGAGUCUUGGGUUCCGAGAGUGCCUGGCUGAAGUGGCUCGAUACCUGAGCAUUAUAGAGGGCCUGGAUGCCUCUGACCCGCUGCGGGUCCGACUCGUGUCUCACCUCAAUAACUACGCCUCUCAGCGGGAAGCAGCGAGCGGUGCGCACGCUGGCAUUGGACACAUUCCUUGGGGCAACGCCUUUGGACAUCACCCUCACAUAUCUCACCCAUUGCUGCUGCCUCAAAACGGGCCCGGCAAUACCAGUACUCCAGCGUCUUCCUCAGAACCGCAUCACCAGGGCAGAAUUGCCGCCUCACAUGCUGAAACUUCCUCACUCAGAGUGCCCCCAAAUGGCAGCGUCGGACCAGUGCUCCCCGUGGUCACAUCUACUACCAAACUGUCUCCUCCUCUUCUCUCCUCCAUGGCGUCGCUGUCUGCGUUCCCCUUUUCGUUUGGCUCGUUCCAUCUACUGUCCCCCAAUAUGCUGAGCCCGUCUGCACCAACACAGUCAGCAAACCUUGGCAAACCAUACAGACCGUGGGGGACUGAGAUCGGAGCCUUCUAAGAACUAACUCUUUAGUAAGGGUGGGGAAGCCUGCAAACCUAGCUGAGCUGGGUUAUGCCACUCUUAACAUUGAAGUUCUUAAUAACUGGGACGAAGGUACAGCUUCACCUUAACUAAAUUUGUCUAGAAACUGUCUCUCUGGAUUUUUUUUUGUUUCGUUUUUGUUGUCGUUUUCUACAUUUUUGUAUUAGCAGGAUUUUUUGUUUUUGUUUUUAUUUUUGAAUAGUUGUCUGAAAAUAAAGUUAACAGUAGUGGAUGUUAACACUUGUGUUAGAUCUGUGCUGAACAUUGAAAUCAAUUUUGUAACAGCUCCUUUCAAAUGUUCCGUUUUUCCUGAGUACAUCGGACUGCCUUUUUAUGAAGACGUAUCACCUAUUAUUGUUAGCUACAGCCUAGUUUAGUUAUUAAUUUUUCCAAAACCACUCCUCUCAGCCUUAACAAGCUGUGUUUUUGUUAAUAUUUUGACACUGAGAUGUUCUAUAAGGAAUUACUGUUUUUGUAAACUAUAUAGGAGUCUUAUAUUUCUGAACAAAGCGUUGACAAAUCAGAUGGACCAGCUUGACCAGCUUUAUCUAAGAGCCCAGUUUCUGUUUCUUCUGCUGUGAUUCAGUAUAUUUGGAGGUCUUAUUCUAGUCCCUAGUGGGUGUUUAUUUGCAUCACAGAAUCAUUGCAUUAUUUCUUCCACCCAAAGGAGCAGUAUGUGCUUUAGUGCACACUUUAGAAUGGGGAGGGUGCAAAAGCAAAAUUAGAAGCUACAGUUGGUUAUGAGUUUCAUUGCUAGAGAUGUGGAAAAUUUGUUACACGCAAUAGCUUUCCAGCAUGUUCAAUUUACAGGGCCAGAUUCUGCUCUGAGUUACAGCAGAGCAAUUGCUGUGUUACUGGUAUUCUUGGUUAAGUGAAAGCAGAUUCUUUCCCUUUGUGAGCUUCAAAUCUGCACCUGAAACAAAUUAUGCUGGUAUUUAGAUAUCCAGUGGAAUGGUACAGUGGGAACCUGUUCAGUGCAUGACUUUGUUGCUUAACAAAUGUAUCCUAACUGGUGCAUUUUUUUUGUUGUUGUUUUUGCAUUUUGCUUUUAGUGGCAGUUCAGUGCUACUCCUCAUUUUGCAAGGGCUCUGCUGCAUUCUCGUGUGUGUGAGUGUGUGUGUGUGUGUGUACAUGUAUAUUUUGUUUGAUUUCAUGAGAAUUUUAAUCUGAACAGGUUUAUCUAGUGAGUUCCACUGGACUAGGUUUGACUGCUCUUGUAUUUGUGUUGUGGUUAAAUAAAGGAGAAAGAACA